AUGGCUCGGCACAAGGACUCUCGCUCACCAUCGCCAGCAGGAAGCCAGCACUCCUCGAAACGAAUCAAACGGGAGGAAGAUGUCAGAAGAGAUCGGGAUAGGAGAGAUGAGGUCCGCCCACAGCGGCGGCGAAGUCGGUCGCGAAGCCUCGACCGUCGCCACCGAGACCGUGAUAUACACAGACGCAGAGAUCGAUCACUAGACCGCAGAGAAGAAGAUUAUCAUCGCUCCGGAAGACGAGACCGAUCAAGAGAUCGACGAGACCGAUUCGACCGGGAACGCUCUCCAGAUCGGCGACGGCGCAGAAGUCGCGAGCGGGACUAUCGAGAGAGGCGAGACGAAUCUUAUGACAAGGCACGAAGGCGCCGCGAGAAUUCUACUGACUCGAGGCCCCGUAGCAGAGGUGAUGGCAAUUUUGGAAAACCAUCCGGUAAAUCGGAUAAUGUCAGAAGCAGCGAACCCGUAAAGCCAUCAGCCCCCCCCGUGCAGACCGAGGCCGAGAAGAAGGCCGAACGCCAAAAGAAGCUGGAAGCAUGGAAGAAGAAGAUGGCAGAGGACAAGGAACGAAGAGAGCAAGAGCUUGCAGCUGGAGGUACCCGCAAGCUCUUAGACGAAAUCGAUCAAAAAGCCGCUGCCUCCACUGCAAUUGGGUCUCCAGCCUCACCAGGAACGCCGACGAGCUCUGCACCACCCGCUCCUUAUGCCGGUAAAUUCGAUCCAAAAGCAAUAGCAAAGAAAGCUGUGGCCAGCUCGACUUCUGCAAACACUCUGGGCAAGGAUCUACCGCUCAACGAGCUAACCAAAGCGUCCGCUACCUUAACCUCAGUGAAAGGACUACAAGCUGACAAGAAGAUCACAGCCCUCAGCAGUACAUCCCAAGGUAAAGUUUUGAUACCAGUGAUUAAAGACCAACGCCUUGCUGACAUUGCGAUGAUAGCAUCUGCAUUGCCUAAGGCAAGGGCAAAUCUCAAUGCAUUCGGACUUGGUGCGAAGUCUGCCUUUGACAACGAGAAGCCGACUUCUACUAAGCGAGCGUUAGAUUUCGGGGAAGAUGAAGAUGCGAGGAAAAAACUAGAAAAGCUACCAACCCUACCUCUAGCAAAUCUCGAAAAUGAUGAUGCUGCGCUCGCUAACGGUGCUGAGGGAGAGGACGACGACGACGAUGUCAAUAUGGAAGAUGCAGGAACCGAAGAAGAAGCUGCCGCUGCUGCCCGCGCUGCUGCGGAGAAGCGAAGUCUGGCCAACAUGGAAGAGCCUACGGAUGAAUCUGUGAAGACCGUUCCGCAUGGUGAUGUCAACACGGAACAGUCUAAAGCUAUGCAGCCUGAGCAGACACCAAUGGAAGAGCAGGAUGAAGUCGAUCCACUAGAGGCGUUUAUGGAUGAGCUAGGAGAUCCAUUUUCCGCACCGAAGCCCACCAACUCUUUCAACCGGAGCCAAAGCAAGAGUCAAAAACGCGAACCUGAACCAUUGUUUGGCGACGAUGAAGUUGAUUUAAAAGCAGUGGAAGCAGAUCCUGAUGACAUCCUCGCAAUGGCAAGUAAGGCCAGGAAGAAGAAGGACUUGCCUACUGUGAAUUAUGCAAAGCUGGAUCUGGAACCCGUCCGAAAGAAUUUCUACGCCGAGCCGGCCGAGCUUGCAGACAUGACUGAGGCCGAGCUUGCGGAUCUUCGCCUCGAACUUGAUGGAAUCAAAGUCGCCGGCAAGGACGUUCCAAAACCUGUGCAGAAAUGGUCUCAAUGUGGUCUCAACGUUCAGUCCUUGGAAGUAAUUCGGAAACUGGGAUACGAACGGCCGACAGCGAUCCAGAUGCAGGCUAUACCAGCUAUCAUGUCCGGAAGAGAUGUGAUUGGUGUAGCGAAGACUGGCUCUGGUAAGACUAUCGCUUUUUUGCUUCCAAUGUUCCGCCACAUUCGAGAUCAGCGACCGCUGGAAGGCUCAGAUGGCCCAGUCGGCCUGAUCGUGACUCCAACACGAGAACUUGCUACCCAGAUCCACAAAGAGUGCAAACCGUUCUUGAAAGCUAUGGGCCUACGCGCUGUGUGCGCCUACGGUGGAGCACCAAUCAAGGACCAGAUUGCCGAUCUUAAGAGAGGCGCCGAAAUUAUAGUUUGCACUCCUGGAAGAAUGAUAGAUCUUCUUGCUGCUAAUUCUGGCCGGGUUACAAACCUACGUCGGGUUACCUACGUCGUUUUGGACGAGGCCGACCGUAUGUUCGACAUGGGGUUUGAACCUCAGGUCAUGAAGAUUUUCGCGAACAUUAGGCCGGACCGACAAACUAUCCUAUUUUCUGCGACAAUGCCUCGCAUUAUGGACGCACUGGCAAAGAAGACCCUUCAAUCCCCUGUUGAGAUCACAGUAGGUGGAAGAAGUGUUGUCGCUCCAGAAAUUACCCAACUGGUCGAAGUUCGCGAGGAGAAACAGAAAUUCCAUCGUUUACUAGAGCUUUUAGGAGAACUAUACAACAAUGACGAGGAUGCCCGUACUCUCAUAUUCGUCGACAGACAAGAAAAGGCAGAUGAUCUGUUAAAAGAUCUGAUGCGCAAAGGAUAUCCUUGUAUGUCUAUCCACGGUGGCAAAGACCAGAUCGAUAGAGACUCUACCAUUGAUGACUUCAAGGCUGGUGUUGUGCCAAUUAUGAUCGCUACCUCCGUUGCUGCUCGAGGCUUGGAUGUGAAGCAGCUGAAACUCGUGGUCAACUUCGAUGCUCCGAAUCAUUUGGAGGAUUAUGUUCACAGAGCUGGCCGAACAGGUAGGGCUGGUGCCAAGGGCACGGCAGUAACCUUUAUUACUGAAGAUCAGGAGCAGUACUCGGUUGGUAUCGCCAAAGCUCUCGAGCAAUCUGGCCAGCCCGUACCGGAGCGUCUCAAUGAGAUGAGAAAGUCCUUCAGAGACAAAGUCAAGACAGGCAAAUCCAAAGACAGCUCUGGCUUUGGUGGCAAAGGUUUAGAACGACUUGAUGCCGAACGGGAAGCUGCCAGGAAUCGGGAACGGAAAACUCACAAGACAGACGGUGACGAUGACGAGGAGAAAGAAGACAAGACUAGUGACGAAGAAAUUCUACUCAAGGCUGCCUCUACUGUUCAACCCGCUUCUACAGCUGCUGCGCCCCAGCUGCAUGGAGUCCCCAAGGGUAUUGAUCUGGAUGGAAAAAUCACAGUCCACCGAACCGAGACCGCAGUAUCAUCUGGAGGUGGCUCCAAGAACCCGUUGGACAAAGUGACUUCUGCUAUCGAUGCUAUCAAUGCCCGAUUGAACAAGACUGGCCAACUUCGGUCUGGUGUCCCGAUUGACAAUAAAGGGCCUGACGCUGGUGCCUUCCAUGCCACGCUGGAGAUCAACGAUUUCCCUCAAAAAGCAAGAUGGGCUGUCACCAAUAGAACGAACGUCGCCAAGAUUCUGGAAGCAACCGGCACGUCUAUCACCACUAAGGGCAGCUUUUAUCCCGCCGGUAAGGAAGUACAGGCAGGUGGGGAUCCCAAAUUGUAUAUUUUGGUGGAGGGCGAUACCGAGGUUGUGGUCACCAACGCUAUGCGGGAGUUGAUGAGAUUGCUGAAAGAGGGUACUAUGGCUGCUGCAGACGCAGAAGGCAGAGCGCCUGCCAGUGGUAGAUACACCGUCACAUAG
Drepanopeziza brunnea f. sp. 'multigermtubi' MB_m1 is the source of this 3627-nucleotide messenger RNA. Lineage: Eukaryota; Fungi; Ascomycota; Leotiomycetes; Helotiales; Drepanopezizaceae. The record is from RefSeq and is a predicted model, not a curated record.